Dovyalis caffra is the source of this 885-nucleotide messenger RNA. Lineage: Eukaryota; Viridiplantae; Streptophyta; Magnoliopsida; Malpighiales; Salicaceae. The record is from the annotation of a GenBank genome assembly.
AUGUAUUCAUCAACAAACAUGCAAGCAAAAUUAGGUUCUUUUGUCAACAAGUUCUUCAGAAGGGAUAUCAAAGGCUCUCUUGCAGUGACUGGGAGUGUGAAAACGCGAAGAGGUUAUGUAGCUAUGUACGUGGGGAAAGAAGGUAAACGAUACGAAGUUCCAGUGAAAUAUCUUUCCAAUCCAGUAUUCCAAGAACUGCUUAGGCGAUCGCAGCAUCAAGAUCUCGAAUACAAGAUCGAAGGGGCAAUUCGGAUUCCUCACUCUACCGCUUUUUUCGAUCAGUUCUUAAGGAUUAUGAAGGAAGAAAACCAAAGAAGCCUUCGAAUGGAAAUCAAGGUUGAAGAAACCUUGAAGCUCUCUUAUGAUGAUUUCGAGCCCUUUUGCAAAUGGAAAAGAGAGGAAGGACAUGACAUACUUGAGGUCCAUCUAAAAGAUUUCCAAAAACAACAGCUGAGGGUCCAAAUAAAAGAACCUGGUGUUGUGACAAUUACUGGAGAGCGACCUCUAUAUGAUACUCGCCGGAGCCGGUUUAACAAACAAAUCAGGAUUCCAAAGAACUGUAAAAUAAAUGAAAUUCGUGCAACGUUCUCUGGUGGUAUUCUUCAUGUAGUAGUGCCUGAGAAAACUCCCGCAUUUCCUGCUGAACUAAGUAGGACUGAAAAUAUCACAACAAGCACAAGUAUGCCAUCAAAUUACUUGCUUGGCAUGAAGAGUUCCAGUUGGAGACUGGAAUUAAAUACCAAGUUAGCUCUAAAAGUUGCGGGAAUGCUUGCUCUGGUAGUAGCUUUUGGAGCUCAUGCAUACAAAUACUGUCAUUGUGAUCAUGAUACGAACACUCUAUUGGUCAACAGGAUCGAGGAAAUGAUGGAUCCAAGAAAGGAUUAG